CCUAGCUGUCAGUCUGUCUCGCUCGUUGAACGAAAGAAAAACAACAAGAAAAGGAAAACUCAAAACGGGAAAGAAAAUGGAGGAGUCCGUUUCUGUCAAACACGAAGAGAAAAAUAUUGAUAUAAAGCAGGAGAAUUGGGAUAGUUACAAAUAUGAAUUUGAUUCGGGAAGUCAAGAUAGUAGUAAAAGUGGCAGUGGGGGCUAUCAGAGAUGGGCUCCUAAUUUAAACGGUGUGCGUAAAAGUGCAUUUACGCCUUACUACAAAUCUGUUCAGUGCACCGCUUUGACUAAUUUACAGAGAGGUAACACGCAGGCGCGCGUCCCCGAGCUGCCCCAGCCAGAUUGUAGCUUACACGCGAAGGCUGGCCGAGGAGAAAUAACUCGUGACGACUUGAAACUGGAGCAGUAUGUCGAUAUCACCGACGAACAUGGGCUCACUGCUUUACACUGGGCAGCGAGCUAUGGACAGUUAAACAGUUGCCAGGAUCUUGUGUGGAGUGGUGCCAAUGUUAACGUGCGGGGGCCUGAAGGGGAGACUGCACUCCACUUGGCUGCCGCAGGCGGGCACCAUGAAAUUGUCAAGUUUCUUUUGAAUGAAGGGGCAGAUGCUGACAUACAAGAUGAUUCUGGUAGCACUGCACUGAUGUAUGCUGCCGCAGCAGAUUUUCCCUACACUUGCAAUGAGCUUCUCGUCAGAGGAGCUGAUCUCACCCUCACAAAUGACUAUGACCAGGAUGCUUACACUUUGACUACCACUAAUAAUUGUAAAUUGGCCCAAACUGUGAUAGAGAAUUUCUUGAUCGGCUGCUUAAGCAAAAUGUGAAGAAAAUCUUACUGCUCAUAUUAUGUUGCUUUGGACAACCAUUACUGUGAAACCAGCAGAUUAAUUGCGUUCAGCAGAUUUAAAGAAAAUACAGGGAUUUAGUUUAUAAUAUAUUAAAUAUAAUAUUUUUAAGUUCACUAUACAAACAUUGUGAUGACAUAAAUAUGACUCAAAUACAGACAAUAUCAAGUGA
Ostrinia nubilalis (European corn borer) is the source of this 1016-nucleotide messenger RNA. Its product is annotated as DNA-binding protein RFXANK-like. The transcript has 5 exons. Gene Ontology annotation, biological process: regulation of gene expression. Gene Ontology annotation, cellular component: nucleus. NCBI's taxonomy places the organism in Eukaryota, Metazoa, Arthropoda, Insecta, Lepidoptera, Crambidae. Gene Ontology annotation, molecular function: protein binding. The record is from RefSeq and is a predicted model, not a curated record. The coding region runs from base 77 to 823 and encodes 248 amino acids.